Messenger RNA from Branchiostoma belcheri (Belcher's lancelet), 2215 nucleotides. RefSeq names its product putative all-trans-retinol 13,14-reductase. Gene Ontology annotation, molecular function: oxidoreductase activity. The record is from RefSeq and is a predicted model, not a curated record. The transcript has 12 exons. Lineage: Eukaryota; Metazoa; Chordata; Leptocardii; Amphioxiformes; Branchiostomatidae. The coding region runs from base 200 to 2077 and encodes 625 amino acids.
GAGCUUGAAUAACUGAUUUUGCGUGUACGACGGACAAGACAAUUAAGUUUAAAUUGUCGGUGAUAUUUACAUGUGUGUAAAGACGUGUUGGGGUGGCUCAACGCUCCCGACGGGGGGUUACCUUCCACCCCCUGGGGAUGACAUUGACUAGUGCCGCUGCUGAAUAAAUCAAUGCAGCGGUGACAUCCUCGCAGAAAACAUGGCGGUGGUUGGGAAGAUCCUCGCAGCUCUAGCCGCUGCCGACGUCGGGACCUCGGCGUGGUUCGCGGCGGGCUUCCUCGGCGUUCUCACCGCCUACAUCGUCUGGAAGUUCCGGAGCGAGAAAAGCCCAUUUGCCGAGGACUGCGCCCGGCCGCCCGCCCCGCUAGUCACCGACCAAGGCGCACGGGAUAAAGUCCUCAAACAAGGAUUUGCUGUUAAGAAAGUUCCGGAGAGCCUGGAUGCCAUCGUGAUCGGUAGCGGGAUCGGCGGGUUGGGGACGGCCGCCAUCCUGGCGAAGGCGGGGAAGAAGGUUCUGGUUCUGGAGCAGCACGACCAGGCCGGCGGCUGCUGCCAUACGUUCAUCGACAAGGGCUUCGAGUUCGACGUCGGCAUCCACUACGUGGGUGAGGUCUGUAACCGUCUUCCUAACCAGGUGAUCAGCGAGCAGAUCACAGAGGGCCAGCUGCAGUGGGAGGAGAUGGACGAGGAAUACGACACCGUUGCGCUCGGAGCCUUCGACAAGCCUCGAUGGAUUCCUAUAAAGAAAGGCUACGAGCAGUUCAAGAAGAACCUUCUUCACCACUUCCCCGAGGAGGGUAAAGCCAUCAACGAGUAUGUUAGCAGACUGCAGUCUAUCCAGCGAGGCGGUGUGGUGUAUGUUGUGCUGAAGAUCCUGCCCCUGUGGCUGGCUAAGUUCCUGGUGAAGUCUGGGCUGAUCCACUGGUUCACCUGCUUCUUCAAACACGUCCGACCUCUGCGCAAGGUCACCCAGGAGCUGACCGACAACAAAGACCUGCAGUGUGUCAUGUCCUACAGUUUUGGGGAUUAUGGUGUACUGCCAGAGAAGGCUCCUUUUGCCAUGCAAGCCAUGGUCAUGUCACACUUUAUGGAGGGAGGGUACUACCCGAGGGGCGGAGCUAGUGAGAUCGCCUUCCACAUCAUUCCUGUCAUUCAGAAGGCAGGAGGGGCGGUGCUUGUCAGAGCUCCUGUCAAUCAAAUCUUGAUUGGCAGCAAUGGAGAAGCUUGUGGUGUGCGUGUGCACAAGAGCAGUGGGGAUGUGGACAUUCAUGCACCAGUCGUCAUCUCUGCAGUCGGCUUCACCAACACUUACAAAUAUCUGCUGCCCAGAGAGAUAGUGAUGAAGCAUGGACUGGAUGACAUCUUCCAACACGUUAAGCCCGGAGUUGGAGCUUUGAGUGUCUUCGUGGGCCUGAAGGGGACCAAGGAGGAGCUUGGUCUCAAAGCACAGAACACCUGGGCAUUUAUGGGGAAUGACCUUGACGGGUACCUGAACGCGUUCAUGUCCAAGGACAGGGAGUCGGCCGGCCAGGACGUUGUUCCGCUCAUGUUCCUGUCCUUCCCAUCAGCCAAGGACUCCACAUGGAAACACCGCUUCCCAGGCAAGUCCACAUGUGUGAUCAUCACGUUCACGCCGUACGAGUGGUGGGAGCAGUGGAAGGACCAGCGGGUCAUGAAGCGCGGGGAGGAGUAUGAGGGACUGAAGGACGCCAUCGCUCGACAGAUGUGGAAACAAACCUGCCAGCUCUACCCACAGCUCAAGGACAGGCUGGAGUACAUGGAAGUGGGAACCCCGAUCACCAACAACUACUACAUCGGCUGUGACCGAGGCGAGAUCUACGGCCUGGACCACGAAGUGGAGCGCUUCUCCGCUGAACUGGCGCUGAAACUGAGACCAGAGACACCCAUCCCGGGGCUCUACAUGUCAGGCCAGGAUCUGGUUACCGGUGGUUAUGCCGGAGCGCUCGCCGCAGGCGUCAUUGCCGCGGGCGCCGUCCUGAAGCGGAGCAUCUCGCUUUGGCUGGAUCUGCUGCUGCUGGACGUCAGAAGCUAUCUCACCAAGAAGAAAGACGUCUGAAAACAUCCAGCAAGUCAGCUCUUUGUAUAGCCUCUAACAGGCUUCAGAAGUGGCUGGAAAGAGUAGAAAUCAGCUAGCCUCUACCAGGCUCCAGGCAUGUCAGGAGACAGCUAGAAACACGAGAAAUGGGCCAAAGAG